This is a messenger RNA of Rhododendron vialii, 1520 nucleotides long. RefSeq names its product SWR1 complex subunit 2-like. The transcript has 12 exons. NCBI's taxonomy places the organism in Eukaryota, Viridiplantae, Streptophyta, Magnoliopsida, Ericales, Ericaceae. Gene Ontology annotation, molecular function: ATP-dependent H2AZ histone chaperone activity. Gene Ontology annotation, biological process: regulation of DNA-templated transcription; chromatin remodeling. Bases 11 to 1309 code for a protein of 432 amino acids. Gene Ontology annotation, cellular component: nucleus. The record is from RefSeq and is a predicted model, not a curated record.
CUCGGCGCGAAUGGAGUCACUGAGUACUCGCGGAUUGUUCAGACUUCAUACCAAAUUUCCAAUUCCCUCUUUCAGAAAUUUCCAGUUCCCUUUGGACAGAAAACAGAAGAACCACGCAUACUCGGCAGAGACGUCUCGCUCGAUUGAUGUUCUAUGGUGGAUUGUUCUACGGUGCUUGAUUUCGCUUGAAAGACUCGUAGAGUUCCUGUUUGCAGAAAGGUUGAUGUCUGCUAGAAUGGAGGAUGGGAAAGAAGAUGAGACUGUUUUUCUCAAUCGCACUUCUCGAGCAACGAGAGGCAAAAGGAUGACCACGUUGCUUGAUGAGGAGAUUGAAGAGGAUGAAUUGUUCUGGAAUCAGGAUGCUCUGAAAGAGGAUGAAAAUGACGAAAAUUAUGAAGAAGUUGAGGGGGAGGCUGCCGAUGUUUUUGAUAGUGACUUUGAUGAUGAUGAACCGGAGCCAGAUGAAGAAAUAGAAAAUGAAGGAGAUGGCAGGGAGAGAACAAAGAAGAAACUAAUAUUUCCUGGAAAGCAAUUGCCAAAGAGAAAGAAGAAAAAGGUCCUUUCCAAACUAGGAAAAGAUCCCAAGGACGAAAGAGCUCUGGAGCAGUCUACCCUGCCUGAACAUCAUGAUAUGCCUGACGAUGUAGAAGAGAAAAUGGUUAGGAAAUCGACAAGGACUUCAGUUAUUGUGAGGCAAGCUGAAAGAGAUGCAAUACGUGCAGCUUUGGAAGCAACAAUGAAGCCAAUUAUUAGAAGGAAAAAGGAAGGCGAGGAGAAGAGGAUGACCCAAGAAGAGAUGCUUCUGGAAGCAGCUCAAACAGAAAUCAUGAACUUGAGACACUUAGAACGCGUGUUAGCAAGGGAGGAAGAAUUUAAGAAAAGAGCGGUCGUGUACAAAGCAGUUUAUAGUGGCCCUCAGACACGAUAUCUUUCUAGAAAUGGGAAAUCCUAUCUAGAAUUCUGUAAAGGAUUGUCAUUUCAGGCAAAGAUUUCUACAGGUUCCACUCCGUAUCCGAAGAGGGCUGUGUGUGCAGUUACUGGGUUGCCUGCGAAGUACCGUGAUCCAAAAACUGGGCUACCUUAUGCAACGAAAGAAGCUUUUAAAAUAAUUCGCGAACGUUUCGAGGAAAACAGCAGAGCUAGUGAGAAGAAGAGCAUGGGGUUUCUUUGUGAUGUGAUUUCUGGGGAAGGAUUUUCCAAAAAGCAGAAGAGAUCAGUUAUUCCAAAUAUGAGGGAGGAAUCUGAUUUUCGGUAUUCAGCUCGCUUCCGCACCAUUCCAGCUCUUGAAAUAAUCGACGACUCUGAGUAGCUGUCGUCGUAAAUAAGAGGUCAGCCGCUCACAUCCGGCUUCUAGGCAAUUUGGGCUGGAGAUUGGAUCCUUGAGGGCCGAAGGUUGAAAUGAUAAUGUGUAGGAUCACCACGUUUAGAAAGCAAUAGCAUGUUUCUGUUACAAAUAUAGGAUACCUCGGCUAUUUAAGCUUGAGCUAUUAAUAUAUGCCCAGUGUUCUGGGGUUUGGUAA